Messenger RNA from Knipowitschia caucasica, 522 nucleotides. Lineage: Eukaryota; Metazoa; Chordata; Actinopteri; Gobiiformes; Gobiidae. The record is from the annotation of a GenBank genome assembly.
AUGCGGUCCGAGACGCGGCUUCCCGACCAUCCUACCAUCCUGAUCAUCUACUCUCCAACCCAAGAUUCUAAGCGUAAGGGCGCCUGCAACAUCAAUGGCCCUCUCCGAUAUGUCUCUGCCCCUACAGGUCUCCGCUUCUACACGGACGCUGCCCCUUCCGUGGGUUUUGGGGGAUUCUUCCAGGACCAUUGGGUUGCCGGGCCGUGGCCGCUACUUCCACCGGAGCAUCUCCUCUGCCCUACACGAGAUAUUCCCAGUGGUCGUGGCUGCGCGCUGCGGAAUCACACGUGGCAGAGAAAGAGGAUCUCUGUCAUGCGCGAUAAUCUCGACGUAGUGGAAGCAUCACACAAAGCUCCAUACAGCCCAUUCCUUCAGGAUAGGCGCUGCCACGCGCGCGGCCUCGCUGGGGCUCCCCCACCUCUCCAACAGCUGGGGUGCUGGUUCUCUUCGGCUUUCUCCGCCUACAUCAGCCCAGACGCGUCCGCCAUCCUGGCUGCACAACGCCUACUGACUUCCUCGUAA